Messenger RNA from Labeo rohita (rohu), 1143 nucleotides. It is a transcript of the gene star2, whose product is annotated as steroidogenic acute regulatory protein 2. The record is from RefSeq and is a predicted model, not a curated record. Gene Ontology annotation, biological process: regulation of steroid biosynthetic process; intracellular cholesterol transport; steroid biosynthetic process. The coding region runs from base 77 to 1018 and encodes 313 amino acids. NCBI's taxonomy places the organism in Eukaryota, Metazoa, Chordata, Actinopteri, Cypriniformes, Cyprinidae. The transcript is spliced from 7 exons. Gene Ontology annotation, cellular component: mitochondrion; mitochondrial intermembrane space. Gene Ontology annotation, molecular function: cholesterol binding; cholesterol transfer activity.
ACCAGUGCAAACCUGCAUUCUUGUUCCUCUCGAAUGUGACCUUGGAGGCAAAGCCGAACUGAAUCCUAUCUUGUAAAUGGAGGCGUUAUCUUCAUUUCUGUCCUUCACCGUCUCUAUAAAAGCGUCCCGCGGCCUUCUGCUCUUCGCCAUCUCAGCGGGAGCCAACAUGCUGCCGGCCGUCCUGAAGCUCUGCUGUGGAAUCACAUACCCACAUCUCCGGAGCAUGGCAGGUCUGCAGCGAGCAGCUCUGGUGGCGUUCGGCCAGGAGAUCGCACACUGGCAGAGCAGAGGACAAAUCACCCUUCCAGCAUGGAGCUGUUUGAGAUGGACUGAAGAGGCAGAGUCGGAGCAGAGGACAUCUGUGUUGGCCGAUGAGGACGUGUUUUAUCUGAGACAAGGAGAAAAAGCAUUGAAUGAAGCUCUGAAGAUCGUCGAGUCUAAGGACGGAUGGACACUGGAGACAGCUGAGAAUGGAGAUGUAAUCUAUAGUAAAGUUCUCACGGGCAGCAGGAGGGUUUUCCGAUUAGAGGCUGAACUGGACGCGUCUCCAGAGGAACUUCAAGACAUCUUGUUCUUCAGAGUGGAGGAGAUGCACGAAUGGAACCCCAGCAUCAGACGCAUCAAAGUGCUGAAACACGUGGGCAGGGACACCAUGGUUACACACGAGGUUUCGGCGGAAACGGCGGGAAACCUGAUUGGCCAGCGGGACUUUCUGAGCGUCAGACAUUCGUCCAAAAGCGGGUCACGUGUUUACUUGGGCGGAGCCGCGACGCGUUUGGAGUCCCUGCCGCCUCAGCCCGAGUUUGUCAGGGCUGAAGACGGACCCACCUGCAUCAUCCUGCAGCCGCUUCAGGACCGUUCCGACCGCAGUCGCUUCAUCUGGCUGCUGAACAUGGACGUCAAGGGUUGGCUGCCGCAGUCACUAGUGAACAAGGCUCUUCCUCGAGCACAAGCGGACUUCACUAAACACCUGCGGCGCCGGCUGGCCGCGCAAAAACCAGAAAACAACAGAUGUUAAAAGUCAGACAUCAACGUUGACAGAUGAUAUAGGAACACACAGGCAACAUACACCUCAGAUCAACAGUAUGAAACUCAAGAUAUCAAUGAAAUUGAUUUCACCAUAUAAAAAGACAAUAAAAGCAU